GUGUGUUCAGGGCACUGGAGGUCACUUCCUGAUUUACUGACUGUCGGCAAGAUGUCUCAACACUUUCAAAACGCUCUGCCUCUUUUGAAAUGACAACGUUUUGUGUGCCUGAAAAGCGACGGUACCUCCACAGGUGGAAGAAGCCAAAGUUUGUGACUUUAUUUGAUGCAGACCAGCUCUUCAUUCAGUCGUAGCGCAGGUGGAUUUAUCAGUAGAGACUCGCAUGUUUUCCUGGCACGUUUAUAUCAGUCAGGAUGUUUUAAAAUGGCGGUGGCAGCGUCACAACAGGAGGGUCUGGAGUAAAUGUGAGGAGGUGAUGGACGCACACACAUCUUUCCAGCUGCAGCAGGAACAUGGCAGAAGCAGAGCACACUGAUGGGGAGUUCAGUGUUACAGAUUUCCAGGUCUCAUCGUUCAGCAGCUCUUCUCACAACCGGGGUUUGCAGAUUGCCUCAAAGCCUCUCACCCAAAACCAUGUCAACCAUCACAUGCCCUCCGUCUCUCCGCUGCCUCCUGUCUCCCUCAGUUGCAAAUCAUUCACUCCAUGUAAUGGCACAUGUGAUGAGGAUGGCAGCAGCUUGGCCUCUCAGGACUCAGGAAUCCCCACCCUUGAGAUGAACCCUCCUGAGCACACUCAGGCUCGAGUCACCACUGCUGAGCUGGUGCUUCCACCUCCACAUGAUGAUAGUCCAGCAACACUAAACCUGGAUAUCUCAGAUAGCUCCAUACUCAAGUCUUCCAGCUUCCCACGUUGUGGUUUUGAUUUGGUACACUCUUACGGUGCCGGCGGGCUCUCCAGUGCGGCAGGCAAGGGUACUUUGAAUCGCAGUGAUGAUAUUUCAGUCUGCAGUGUUUCAAGUUUAAGUACUGAGUUUUCUGCCACAUUGUCUGUCAGUAAUGAGGACUUCCUAGACUUCAUGGUCACAUCCGAGUCCAGUGCUGUUGUUACAUUUGAGAAUGAAGAUGUCUUACACCGUUCUGACAAUUCACUCUCACCUCCUACUGACUUACACGGCAAGCUCAGCAGCCCCCAACCACAUCCUGUGGGGGUCUCUACACCACAUGAGACUAGACCUAAGAGACUGGGUCCACUCGCCAGCUUCUUCCACAGGAGUCUUUUUGCUAAGAGGAUGAAGGAUACGGGUGCACAGGAAGAACAGAGAGAGCCCGGCUGGAAGCUGUUUGGUAAAGGUCCACAUAAAGACCUUUCAGUCAAAGACUCAAGGAAAACACAAAAGGAAUAUGAAAGGAGUGGACAGUCAAGCAGUUCCACAUCUCCCAAGAAGAAUGUAAGAAGGAACCUGGACUUUGAGCCACUUUCAACCACAGCCCUUAUACUGGAGAACCGUCCAGCGAAUCUUCCUGCAAAGCCUGAGGAAGAAACACAGAAACACAGACAAGAAUAUGAGGAGAUGGUAGCUCAGGCCAAGAAGAGAGAGCUGAAAGAGGCCCAGAAACGGAAAAAACAACUAGAGGACAGGUGUAAACUCGAGGAAACCAUCGGCAAUGCUGCGCUCACCUGGAGUCAGGAGAUAUUACCCAACUGGCAAAGCAUGUGUUCGUCCAAGCGGGUGAGGGAUUUAUGGUGGCAGGGUCUACCGCCCAGCGUGAGGGGCAAAGUCUGGAGUCUAGCGAUAGGCAAUGAACUAAACAUCACUGAUGAGCUGUAUAACAUCUGUUUGGCACGAGCCAAAGAAAAGUGGAAUGCCUUUGUAGCCCCAUCAGCUGCUGCAGAAACAGAGAUUGAAGAUGCAGGCUUGUCUCAUGCUGAUCGAGAGGCCAGUCUAGAACUGAUCAAGUUAGACAUUUCCAGAACCUUUCCCAAUCUCUGUAUCUUCCAACAGGGAGGCCCAUACCAUGAUGUAUUGCACAGCAUUCUGGGAGCUUACACUUGUUAUCGUCCUGAUGUGGGAUAUGUGCAGGGAAUGUCCUUUAUAGCAGCAGUGUUGAUUCUCAACAUGGACAUUGCUGAUGCCUUCAUUGCUUUUGCCAAUUUGUUGAACAAGCCUUGUCAAAUGGCUUUCUACAGAGUGGACCACAGCCUUAUGUUGACAUACUUUGCAGCAUUUGAAGUUUUCUUUGAAGAAAAUCUACCAAAGCUUUUUGCACAUUUCAAAAAUAACAACCUGUCCUCUGAUAUUUAUUUAAUUGACUGGAUCUUCACCUUGUACAGUAAAUCUCUCCCACUGGACAUUGCAUGCCGAGUGUGGGACGUGUUCUGUCGUGAUGGCGAUGAAUUUCUCUUCCGCACAGCACUGGGGAUUCUGCGUCUCUAUGAGGACAUCCUCACACACAUGGACUUCAUCCACAUCGCUCAGUUCCUGACGCGCCUGCCAGAAUACAUCUCCGCUGAGGAGAUCUUCUCCAGCACAACCACCAUCAGCAUGAACAGCAAGAACAAGAAAUGGGCACAAGUUCUUCAGGCUUUGCAGAAAGGACAAGACCGUGGCAGUCCACUACUGAAACGCUAAGGAUUCAACACCGGUCUUCUCUUCAACCUCACAGAGACUAAUAGAGAAACUCAUGUUGACUGUACAUGUGUUGUACUCAUCAGAGAAUAUCAGUUCCAGUGGCCACUGUAUGUGUCAUCUUCCACACACUGACCUCACAGGACUGGAACGGAGGCAACACAUCACAUGAAGGUACACCCCCACUUUCAGUUAGGUGUGGAAAUGUCCUAUCAUUACUUUCUUUUCUGCCUCCCUCAUCUUAAACGAGGCAUUUCCAUUUAAGCUAAAUAAAAUAAUAUAUGUUUUGCUGUGGGUGUCUGAGGCUGUUUUUAUGUGUUGUUUUUACCAUUGUUUCUAAGACUUAUUGCACACUGAAUUAUUAUUUAUUCUACCUCUUACUCCCUGUCUGUAAUCUGUGUUUCUGUUCUCUGUCUCACAAAUGUCUUUACUCAGAGAUUUGAGUGGAUGCUGAAAUAUAUUGCUGUGUUAAUGGUAUUGUUACUGGAUUCUCUGUCCCUUUUUACUUUUCUCUCUCCUCUCUUAUCUUUUUAGUUGUUGUUUGCCAGUUCAAAACCAAACAUUCUGGAAUACUAGUGUUUCUGAAGUUACAAAGUUUGGUUUCAAUUCAUGCUUACAGAACUGGACUUUAGCAUAAUAAAUGUGGCUUUAACAUUGUGGUGCAGCUUGGAUCUCAAGGUGGUUAAAGUGUUGAAAAGAAAGAUUGAGUAGGAGUAUGAGUUCAGUGAUGAUGGUGGUUUCACAGCAUUAUGAUGACAUCUCAUAUCAUCUUCAUUAAUAACAGAAACAAGCUUCUCUAGAUUAUGCUGUAAAUUAUUCUUGAUAUUCAACAAUUCAUUAAAUUGAGAUUAAAAUCAGAUAAAAUCUUAUUAUUCGUAAUGUAUUGUAGGGGAAUUUACAGUUAAAACCCAAGGACCAGAUAUGUCGCAAUGAAGACCAGGAGUCAGAGAUGAGUUCAAUUAAUAAUAAUAAUUUUACUUGAAGAAAAUAGUUUGCAAUUUCAUCAGCAGAAGUCAGAUUCAAUACUCUCGAUGGAGUUCGCAGGCUGCCCCCAUACAAUUCAUAAUCAAUCACAGUUAUACCCUGACAGAGGAUACUAAUUGCGUCAAUACAUAAGUCAACAAAAUUCUGAUUGGUUCCAAAACCUAGAUAAAACUCUCCAAAGACGUAUAUCUGAUACGCUGGACACUGGCAGUUGAUCGUUUUUCCUGGGACUGUCUGAGCUUCUCCCUGUACAGACAGAUACUAACACACAUACACAGAGAACUUAUCUAAAAUUCAAGGCUUUAUAGCACUGGCAAGUGUCUUAUCAUUAGGGUCACACAUAAUAUGUGGACAUUAAUCUUGAGGAAAAGAAAUACAGCGCACAUAAGGUUACACAUUUCACUCUUGCUAUAACUUGAUUAAUAGUCAAACAAGAAAUCAUGUAAUAAUAUAAUUAAUAUCAGUAUGAAGGAUAUGGCAACUCGGCAUCCAGUAUAAAAUACCAUGUUAAAAUACUUAAUCUUUAAUUGUUUCAUGUAAAUAACAUGCACUAAUAUGGCCUAAUUUUUGAGAACAUAAUAUGGAACAGCAAUAAUAUUAAACAUCCAGAUGCUUAUUUAUUGUAUUGAUUAGAAUUCAUGGAUGAUUAUUUUUUUGAGGAAACAGAUUUAAAUUUCAUAUCCUCUCAGAGAGUGUGUGUAUGUACUGUAUGUACACAGUAAUAUAUAAACAAGCUGAAGGCACCAGAAUAUUGAAUGGUUCUUGAUAUCUUGCACACUCUAAAGUAAGUUUAUGUUCAGCUAUUAUCUAGAUAAUGUGGUGAGAUUAUACUACUUUGUGAUCACUGUGAUCAAAGGAAAACCUCCCACUUUUUCUGUGGUCUAAACCACACUGCUGCAAUAAGCUGCUUUGCAUUUUUUUUUUUUUUUUAUAGAUUCUCAAUGUCAUCUUCAUGUUUUGUUUCUUUUUCAUUACCAUAUAGGAACCCCAGAAUUUGUUUUGUGUUAAUGUUGGCUGUUUUCAUUAUAAUCAGAUUAUUCAUUGCCCUCAAUAUUUAAAUAGCCUAUUUUUAUAUCUGGGGGACAAAAACCAGGAGCUUUAAGUAAAAUGCUUUUUGUUUUUGCCAAUAAGUCCAAGGUUUUGAAAUAACUUCCAUAACUCAGAAAAAUAACUUUAAAGACUUCAUAUGUAUCCAGUGCUUUCAGUUGUUUGGGGUCAUGUACGAUAAAAGGAGUGAAGAUGAUCUUAAUUGUAAUGAAAGAUGACGUGUGUGUGUGUAAACAACUUCAUGUUAUGUUGUGAUUCCUUGCGUGUGUGUACCAUCAAAACAAUUAAUGUUGUUCAAAAGAGCAUAGGCCAUCCAGGAACACAGGAUAUGUUGAUCAUGAAGUAUAGUAAUGUAUUGUGCAGUGUGUGUUUUUUUGUGUAGGAAUUGACAGAAUUAGGUGUUAAGAUAAAGGCAUUAGGAUGUGAAAUGAACACUGAAAGUGUGCAGAGCAGACUGUGUGCAUGCAGUCCCACACUUGAAGCUUUCAGAUGUUAUUUGAGCAUGCACUGACACAGGUCUCAAAACACACUUUGACCGGUCUCUGUUCUUCUGUGUUUGUCAUAAAAUGCUGCUUUGCUUUUGUUGUGUCAGUUCAGAUGAUAUAGAAUUAAAUAAAGUUUAUAUUUAUGGUC
This is a messenger RNA of Carassius gibelio (silver crucian carp), 5132 nucleotides long. It is a transcript of the gene tbc1d14, whose product is annotated as TBC1 domain family, member 14. The transcript has 15 exons. The record is from RefSeq and is a predicted model, not a curated record. Lineage: Eukaryota; Metazoa; Chordata; Actinopteri; Cypriniformes; Cyprinidae. The coding region runs from base 354 to 2471 and encodes 705 amino acids.